Lottia gigantea (owl limpet) is the source of this 720-nucleotide messenger RNA. RefSeq lists its product as hypothetical. The record is from RefSeq and is a predicted model, not a curated record. The transcript has 5 exons. Lineage: Eukaryota; Metazoa; Mollusca; Gastropoda; Lottiidae. The coding region runs from base 1 to 720 and encodes 239 amino acids.
AUGUCCACUAGUACAGUUCAUUCAAGACGGCGAGAUAACCAUAUGUCCAUGUCCAUGGAUUUAGAUGGUGAUGCUAGACGAGCUAGAAGGAGACAAAAAGCUAUUAUUAAGCAACAGAAACUAAAUGAACAGAAACGAUUACGUAUGGCCCAGGAGCUACAGAGACAGCUUGAGGAAGUGGAGGUCAAACAGAAGGAGCUGGAAGAGAGAGGCAUACAAGUAGAGAAAGAUCUAAGAGAAUCUGGUAAAGAUGAUGCUGAUCUGAUGCAGGAAUGGUUUAAUUUAGUCCAUGAGAAGAACACCAUAGUCCGCUUUGAAUCCUCUCUUAUGAUACAAGCUAGAGAGCUAGAACUAGAAGAUAGACAAGCCAGAUUAAAUAAUUUACUACGGGAUAGAAUGUCUAUAGAAGGAGGUGGGAAAGAAGAUGAACAAAUCGAUGAAGAAAAGAAAAUUCUAGAUGAAUUACUACAAGUUGUAGAACAAAGAGAUUCGUUAGUAGCCAUGUUGGAAGAAGAUCGUUUAAGCUUGAUUGUUUUUACUAAACGUAACAAUUACCUGUCACUGAAAAUUAAAAAUCUUACAUUUGAACGUUGUUUUUGCAGAGAAAGUGCCGAAGAUAAAGACUUGGAACAAAUCAUGCUCGCUAAAGGAUUUGCCCUCUCACCAAUGAGUUAUGUGAAAAAGAUGAAAGCUGAUUCGAUGAAAACUGACUCAUCAUGA